This is a messenger RNA of Lutra lutra (Eurasian river otter), 2860 nucleotides long. Its product is annotated as L-amino-acid oxidase-like. Gene Ontology annotation, molecular function: L-amino-acid oxidase activity; polyamine oxidase activity. Lineage: Eukaryota; Metazoa; Chordata; Mammalia; Carnivora; Mustelidae. The transcript has 7 exons. Gene Ontology annotation, biological process: amino acid catabolic process. The record is from RefSeq and is a predicted model, not a curated record. Bases 1 to 1578 code for a protein of 525 amino acids.
AUGACCAAGAUGAGGGGAAUCCUGAUCCUGGGGCUCCUGAUGGCUACUUCCAGCUGCCUUGGCUUUUUGGAGGACCUUUUCAAGUGCUUUCAGGACCCCGAAUAUGAGUCCAUCCUUGUCACGGCGCAGAAGGGGCUCCACACCUCCCCGCUGCCCAAGCAUGUGGUAGUAGUGGGAGCUGGCAUGUCAGGCCUAGUGGCGGCCAAGGCCCUACAGGAUGCUGGUCACCAGGUAACCAUCCUGGAAUCCAGCAACCGCAUCGGGGGUCGAGUUAGCACAAUCAGGAACAAGGAGGAGGGCUGGUACUAUGAACUGGGGCCCAUGCGAAUCCCAGAGUCCCACAGGCUAAUUCACACCUACAUCAAGAAGCUUGGCCUGAAGCUGAACAAGUUCAUACAGUAUGAUGGCAACACCUGGUACCUCAUCAACGGACGACGCCAUCGCAGCAAGGAGGUCCAGGACCAUCCAGAGAUCCUGGGCUAUUCCUUGAGCCCAACAGAGGAGGGCAAAAGCCCUACAAAGCUCUUCCACCAGUCCAUUGCCAAGCUCAGAGAAAAUUUGAAAAAUUUCAACUGCAGCCAACUGCUGUCCUUUUAUGAUUCUUACUCCACCAAGGCUUACUUGGUGAAGGAAGGAAAACUGAGCGAAGGAGCAGUAAAGAUGAUCGGAACUGUGAUGAAUGAGGAUUCUGGAUACUAUAAGUCCCUCCUAGAGUCCCUGCGGAGUAGCGUCAUCUUCUCCCAAAGUAACAACUUUUCUGAGAUCACUGGUGGCUUCGACCAGCUCCCCAAAGCCCUCGGCGCUACCCUGAAGCCUGGAACCAUCCGCCUGGGCGCCAGCGUGGAGACGGUAGUGAGGGAUGGGUCCAAGGUCCGGGUUUCCUACCGGGUGGGCAAGCCCGGCUCAGUGCUGAACCACCUCACUGCGGACUUUGUCAUCAUCACGGCCUCAGCCAAGGCCACACGCCUCAUCACCUUUAAGCCACCGCUCUCCCAAGACAAGAGGGAAGCACUCCGCUUGGUGCAUUACACCAGUGCCACCAAAGUGAUCCUGACCUGUGAGGAGCCCUUCUGGGAGAAGGAUGGCAUCCGGGGUGGGUACUCUAUCACCGACCGGCCCUCGCGCUAUAUCUACUACCCCAGCCACAGCUUCCCCAAUGGCAAGGGCAUCCUGCUGGCCUCCUACACUGUGGAUGACGACUCCCUCUUCUUCACCUCCAUAACACAUGAGCAGAUUGUGGAUGUGGUCCUGGAGGACCUGGCGGCUGUGCACCAGAUACCCAAGGACAAGCUGCAGCGUAUAUGCCCUUCUUCUGCGGCCAAACGCUGGUCUCUGGACCCCCUCACCUUGGGCGCCUUUGCUGAGUUCACACCCUACCAAUUUAUUGACUAUUCACAGGAGCUCUUCAAGCCCGAGGGCCGCAUCCACUUUGCAGGCGAGCACACCUGCACGCCUCAUGGCUGGAUAGACACUGCCAUCAAGUCCGGCCUGCGGGCAGCCAGGAAUAUCCAGGCCGCUGUGGAUAAGGAGGCCACGGGAGAGCAGAAGACCUUCCCUAACACCCAGAACCAGGUCUAACCCAGAAAGAAAUCCCCGAAGAAACCUGGCAGGAAAAGUGCUGGGAGGUAGGAGCUGGAGGCAGAGACCCAGGAGAGAGGUCACCAUUCAUCCCCCUGGUCCACAAGCAAGAAUCCAAAAAUGCCAAAGAAUCAGCUGGCAAAUCCACAAAGAAUCACACCCUUUCCUGUUUCUCUCCCAUGCCCGGCCUUAAGGAGGGAAGCAACGGAGUCAGCGUAUAUGGAACGUAAGGAACAAAUCAAGGAUGGUAAACACUAGCUAGCAUCAGCUGUUAGCUUGGAUUACAAGCAAAAGAGAAACGCUCCAAUAAACCCAAAUUUCUGUCAUAUACAACUAGAAGCUUCUAAAGGAACAGACAAACCCCAAACCGCAGCAGUGUUAAACCCAUAGUGCACAUAAACCCCAUUAUUGGGUGCCUGAGCUAGGGGCCUCACAUCUUGGCCCAACAUGGAGUCUAGAGGGAUGGGAGAGUUAAGGGUUCUUCUCUGUUCUUUUUGAGCUUGCAAGAGCAGGAUCUUGGCUUCCCAGAGACACCUCCUGGCCCAUAGACUUUUCUUCUCCACUCUUACCUCCCUAUCACCAACCAGACACCCCUCCCCGCCUCUGCCUGUCCAGCCUACACAUCUCCCUGGGAGGAGACAAAACUCAAUUUCCAUACUCCACUCUGCUAUUCUUUAAUAGAAGAGCCCUGUCGUUCCAGACCCAGCUAACUUAUUCCCCUCCCGAAUCCUCUCUUAAUAGCCACAGCCAAACCCCAGGGAUCUUUCUCUCUCUUAAACCUCCACCCUUCCUCCUUAGAGUCCUAAAUGUUUGGACUGUGGAUCUUCUUACAUUGUUACACAAUUACUUUGUGAGGGCAUAUUAACUGCCCAUCUACCCUGAGAGCCCCAAGUGCUGGGAUCAUAUCACGUAUGCUUUGGUUAAUUUUCCCCCAUAAACAUUACGUAUAUGCUCAUUCCCUCACCCUCUCAAUAAAUAUUCAUUUUGCAUCUACCAUACGUCGGGCAAUGUGCUGAAUGCCAGUUACAAAGAAUAAGCAAAGUUAUGCCGUUGAAUCCAACCUCCAACCCUACCUGGGUCCCCAUAUCUCCAAUGAUCAGCUCCCAAACACAGCUCAUUUUUUAUCCCAAUUUCUUGGGUAUCUGGGCCCAAUCAUGCAAAAUGAAGAAGUAAGUAGAAAGGUAACCCCUCUCCUUGGAGAAUAUUUCUACGAGGGUGGCCCUGGAAGACUCUGAAGACCAGCAUGAUGCAGGGAAUGUUAUGUCUUGAGACUGGCGUAUUG